AUGCCACUUUCCUCCGAGAACAAGCAGAAGUUGCAAAAGCAAGUGGAGUUCUACUUCAGCGAUGUGAAUGUGCAGAGAGAUAUUUUCCUGAAGGGGAAGAUGGCAGAAAAUGCUGAGGGUUUCGUCUCCCUGGAGACCCUUCUAACAUUCAAGCGCGUGAAUUCUGUUACGACGGAUGUGAAGGAAGUCGUAGAAGCAAUUCGUCCCAGCGAAAAGCUUGUCUUGUCUGAGGAUGGCCUUAUGGUGCGCCGCAGGGAUCCGCUUCCGGAAUCCAUCCAAACCGAUCACCAAACCGUGUAUGUGAAACCUGUACCACCCACAGCAACACUCGAGCAACUUACCGAAUUCUUCAGCAAACACGGUACGGUGCAGGCGGUAUGGCGCCGUUACUUUGCUGGGAAAAAGGACGCACCUCCAGAGAGCCGCACAAAGCCCUCUGUAUUUGUUGUGUUCAACAGUAGUGAAGAGGCGGAGGCGUUCCAAAAGGCCCCUCCCAUGUACGACGAUGUGCAACUUACAGCAGAGAUGAAAACAACGUACUUGGAGCGUAAGGCGGAAGAAAUAGCAGCAAAGAAGUCAAGUAAAACAAAGAACGGCGGUGCAACUGACAGGGCGGAGAAGAAAACCCCACCCAUGCCGCUUGGAAGUAGCUAUCGUGUAAGCGGUUGUGGGGAGAUGGAGAGUUUCGCCACGGUGAAGAAUCUAUGGCCUGUGGAGGAGCAGAAGGGGAUUCGUUACGUAUUUAUGCCGGAUAAGGAAAGCGCACUGCUCAUAUUUCAGGAUACUCAGACAGGAGAAAAGAUGGUGGCGGACUUAAAGAGCCGUGGUACAACUCUUAACGGUAAACAACCGGAUAUAAAGAAGUUGGAGGGUGACGAUGAACAAAAGCUAUUGGAAAAUGUGGAGAAGGAAAUUGUGGAUCGUGCAAUGCAGAGUGCGAAUAAUCGUUCCGGGCGAGGAGGACGAGGUGGGCGAGGGGGCCGAGGACACAAGCGGUCACGUGAAUAA
Trypanosoma brucei brucei TREU927 is the source of this 1008-nucleotide messenger RNA. RefSeq names its product La protein. Gene Ontology annotation, biological process: RNA processing. Gene Ontology annotation, cellular component: nucleus; ribonucleoprotein complex. The transcript has a single exon. The record is from RefSeq and is a predicted model, not a curated record. Gene Ontology annotation, molecular function: RNA binding. The coding region runs from base 1 to 1008 and encodes 335 amino acids. Lineage: Eukaryota; Euglenozoa; Kinetoplastea; Trypanosomatida; Trypanosomatidae.